CCCCUGUUUUUAUCAUUUGGUAUCAGAGCCAGGUUCCUUUUUCAAUUGCCUUCAAAAGAAAUGGCCACAAACAAUAAUUUGGGAAGUGAUUCGCAGCCAACCAUUCCACUCUUUAAGGGAAGUGGAUAUGAAAUUUGGAAGGCACUCGAGGACACAAAGAAGAAGGAUGCUAAGGCGUUGUUUUUCAUCCAGCAGGGAGUGGAUGAUACUAUCUUUCCACACAUCUCAGCAGCAACAAAAAAUUGUCAAUCAAAUGAGAAAUAUGGUGAUGAUGUGCCCGAGCAAAAGGUGGUUGAAAAAAUUCUUAGAAGCUUGCCUAAGAAAUAUGACCAUAUUAUGGUUGCCAUAGAAGAGUCAAAGGAUUUAGCUGUGUUAACAACAGAUGAGCUGCUCAGUUCUCUUUUUUCUCAUGAAGACAGGAUGAAGAGGUACAAGGAUCCUAUGGAGAAUGCUUUCUACAGCAAGCUACAACUGCCCAAAAACAAAUAUGGAGGGAGCUCUUCAGAGUUUAGUAACAGCGGUGGAUUCAAUAGAGGACAAGGUGCAAUCCGAGGUGGAAGAAGAGGUCGUGGAGGUCGAUUUGGCAGCAUUAGGCAUCAACAGAGAGCCAAUGAAAGAAAUAAGCAAGCCAAUUUUGCACAAGAAAAGGAUGAUGAAACUGAAAGCUUAUUUCUUGCUUGCUACACUGCUAAAGAAAGUGUUCCAGAUGUUUGGUAUGUGGACAGUGGCUAUAGCAAUCACAUGACAGGAAACAUUAAUCUCUUCAUCAACCUGGACAAGUCAGUGAACAAAAAGAUAACCAUAGGUGAUGGUACCAUACGAGAAGCACAAGGAAAAGUUUAUGAUGGAUGGAUAUUCACUUGUUUUGAAAAUAUGGCUUGCUAUGUUUACAAAGAUGGAACUAAAAAGGAGCUUUUAAUUAAAGUUCCAAUGGCAAAAAAAAAGUGUUUUCCUUUAACUCUUGAUUGUGAGUCUGCAUUGAAUGUCACUUUGCAUGAUGACAAUUGGUUGUGGCAUCAUGGAUAUGGGCACUUGAAUUUCCAGGGGUUGCAUCGAGAUGCUUUUCCCAAAGGAAAGGCGAGAAGAGCUUUGAAACCUGUUGAGUUGAUACAUGCAGAUGUUUACGGGCCAAUGAAUACUUUGUCUCUCAACAAAAGCAAGUAUUUUAUUGUCUUUGUUGAUGAUUUUAGUAGACUGACAUGGGUUUACUUUGCCAAAGAAAAGUCAGAUGCCUUCCCAAUCUUUAAAAAAUUCAAAGCUCUUGUUGAAAAACAAAGUGGAUGUUCAAUCAAAGUUAUGCGGAUAGAUCAAGGUAGGGAAUUUGUUUCAGCUGAAUUUAACAUAUUUUGUGAAGAUUUCGACAUCAAAAGGCAGUUGACAACAAGCUAUACCCCUCAACAAAAUAGGGUAGCCGAAAGGAAAAAUAGAAGCCUUGUGGAGAUGGCAAAAAGCAUGCUGAAAGCUAAAGGUCUUCCAAACAGUUUCUGGGCAGAAGCAAUCCACACUUGUGAAGUGCAUUUUCUUGGUUAUAGUGAUGAAACUAAAGGUUAUAGAUUUUAUGAUCCUAUCACCAAGAAGUUACUAAUCAGUCAUGAUGUGAUUUUUGAUGAGAAAAAUUCAUGGAAUUGGAAUGAAAAGAAAAGUCCAGGUUCUGUGGUGGUUGAUGGCAUUUUGGAGGAUGAUCCAGUCAUGACUGAAGGUGAAAUGGGUGAAAGUCAAAUUUCCUCUACACCUAACAAUGGUAGUAGAUCGUGUCCAUCCUCACCUGAGACACCUCCACCCCCAAGGAAGGCAAGGAGAAACAGAAAAUGGUGCAAAGCUAUGGAUGAGGAAAUAGAGGCCUUGGAAAGAAAUCAAACAUGGGAGCUUGUGGACUUGCCUAAAGACAACAAAGUUUCAGCCUUUUUGAAUGGAUUCUUGGAGGAAGAUGUGUAUGUACAACAAACCCAGGGUUAUGAAAUUGAAGGACAAGAGCAGAAAGUGUACAAGUUGAAGAAAGCACUCUAUGGUCUGAAGCAAGCACCAUGGGCUUGGUAUGAAAGAAUUAAUGCUCAUUUUUGUAGCCAUGGGUUUCAUAAAAGUCCAAGUGAGCCUACUUUGUAUGUCUGGACCAGAGGUGGAGAUGAGAAUGACAAGGGAAUUUUUAUUUCCCAAGAGAAAUAUGCUAAAGAUCUUCUUAAGAAAUAUAGGUUAGAAGACUGCAACUCAGUGAGCACUCCAAUGGUUUCUAAUCAGAAGUUCAGUUUGAAUGAUGGAGAAGAAAAGGUUGAUGUUCAUGCCUAUCGUAGCCUUAUUGGGAGUCUUCUUUAUCUCACAAACAACAGGCUUGAUAUUGCUUUUGCCACUAGUGUGCUAUCUCGUUUUAUGUAGAGUCCAAGCAAGACACAUUAUGGAGCAACGAGGAGGAUUCUAAGAUACUUGAAGGGGACAAUCUCUUUUAGCAUUUUAUAUGGCAAAAAUGACCAAUUUAAUUUAUUUGGGUACUCUGACAAUGAUUGGGCAAGUUGUGUUGAUGACCGACGUAGUACUUCAAGUUAUGCUUUUUUUUUUUGGGUCCAGUGCUAUCUCUUGGAGUUCAAAGAAGCAAGCCUUUACAGCUUUGUCAUCUUCAGAAGUAGAAUAUAUCUCCUUAAUAGCA
Rubroshorea leprosula is the source of this 2638-nucleotide messenger RNA. The record is from the annotation of a GenBank genome assembly. Lineage: Eukaryota; Viridiplantae; Streptophyta; Magnoliopsida; Malvales; Dipterocarpaceae.